Molecule: messenger RNA, 2025 nt
Organism: Penicillium lagena
Lineage: Eukaryota; Fungi; Ascomycota; Eurotiomycetes; Eurotiales; Aspergillaceae
Product: fungal specific transcription factor domain-containing protein
Exons: 6
Coding region: 1-2025 (674 amino acids)
Biological process (GO): DNA-templated transcription; positive regulation of transcription by RNA polymerase II
Molecular function (GO): DNA-binding transcription factor activity, RNA polymerase II-specific; zinc ion binding; sequence-specific DNA binding
Source: RefSeq, a predicted model, not a curated record
AUGCAAAAAUUGUACACGAACGAAUCGAGCACUGCAGAAUGCCUCGUAGAAGACCCAGCAACCGGCCUACACAGACCGCGAGACUAUAUGCAAGGCCUGGAAGCUCGCGUAGCGUACCUUGAGGGACUCCUGCAGAAUUAUCAGCAAGAAAUACUACCAGAUAACCAGGAUUCUCCGAGUACUGAUCCAAGAGUUGCUUCUGCCGAUGACACAAACUCAGUUGCUGCGGAGUCAACACCCAAUCUCGACCUGCUCAGUAAUGAAGUGGCCCUGUUGUGUCUGAGUGCUGCUGGUCGUGAGCCACAAUUCUUUGGUCCAUCUUCAGCUGUCUUUUUCUCCCGUAUCGCCAGCGCAAGCAUCGAUUUACCUCUCAAACGGUCUGGCUGGAAAGACCCACCCCAUAUUGGAGACAAUAGCGAAUAUCAUACCAGGUCACGCUGGAGUCCAAUGCCUCCCGUUGAACUUCCAUCUCCGAUGAAAGCGGCCAUACUAUCCCAGGCUUACUUCAAGAGCAUCCAUCCACAGUACCCUUUUUUGCACCGGCCGACUUUUCAGUCCAUGGAAAAAGAAUGCCUGAGUGCCAGCGCAUUAGGUGAUGUCAGUACAGCUGAUUCGGCUUCAUUAUUCUUUGUACUCAUGGCUUAUGCGAUCGGCUCAUUAGUCCUAGGACAGACUGAGACAGAAGCGGCUCCAGUGUAUUUCUCAUGGGCCCUUGAUCUCAUUGCGCCUUUGCUCCAUACGGAUGGGCUACAGUCAAUCCAGGCUCUUCUUUGCUGUGCCGUUUAUUCAAUCCGGUCUUACAAUGGCGCUAGUCUUUGGAAACUCUCUGGCAUGGCAAUUCGCCAAUGCGUCGAGCUCGGCUAUCACCGUAGUACCGAGAAAUACCGAACCCGUGUCGACUCAUUAACCAAGGAGAUCUCCAAACGCUGCUUUUGGGUUGCCUACGAUUUGGAUUGUGUAGCAUCAUUCAUUUUGGGACGCCCAAAGGGAAUUCCAGACAACGCUAUUGAUGUCGAGCUACCUGUCGACAUUGAUGAUGAAAAUAUCACGUUCAGUGGUUUUCUGCAACCCCCGCGAUCCUCGCCCGGGGAGCCUCGAACAAGCAUGACCGGAGUUAUCCAUGUUAUCAAGCUGCGACAACUUUGGUCCAAAAUCAGUAACAAUCUAUACCUAAAUAUAUUCCGUCUGGGAGAAAGGAAUUCCUAUGAUUCAACUUUGGUUGAAAAUCUGCGCCAAGAGCUAGAAGAAUGGCGCUCGGGUGCGCCAGAUGAUCUUGAUACCUCCAAUGCCCCUCCACUCUCUGUCUUUGAGUCGCCAAACUGGUUCUAUAUCGCUUAUGACUAUUCACUACUUUUAUUAUACCGUCCCCGAAUCACAUGCCCAUUAGCAGCACUAGAGGAGUCUCAGUCCAUCGAUGCGGCCUUCCAGGUCUGUGCUGACUCCGCUCGCGAUAUAUGUCAGCGAUAUCGUCGUCUAUACCAAUCCCGAGGCCGCGUUCAAUUCACAUGGGGCAGUCUUCAUAUCUUAUUUCUCGCUGGACUGACCUUUAAUUACUGUUUGUGGCGUUCACGUCGCCUCCGCGAAUCCACACCCCAGAGCGUGGUGGUCAACACUUGCAUGGCGUGCACUACGCUGCUGGUCAUUAUUGCCGAGCGUUGGAGUCAGGCCUCGUCGUACCGGGACAUAUUUGAGUCCCUGUCCGAGAGGACCAUCAAUAUGAUGUCUGGGGACAAUCGUCGCACCGAAUCUGAGGGAAUGGGUGUUUCUCCUUCCGCGCAGGUUGCCGAAUUGCUGGCACCUCUGACGUCAGAUCCCAAGGUUAAUCUUGACGAUUUGGAUUGGAUGAAUAGUGAUCACAAUCAGGCAAGGCCUCCAAAUAUGGAAGCUUAUGCGCCAUUCCAGGAAUGGAUCAUGGGACUUGACUAUAUGCCGUCGGCUGGUGAUCCCCAGUGGUUUACCCAAGAGCUAUUGAAUGACAUGGGGGACUUUGCAGAUACUCUCCCAAUUAACAAUGGCCAGCUAUGA